AUGUUACGUACUUGGUGUCCCGAUAGCCCUGGCAUCGCUGUAUCUGACAAGCCGACCGAGGAGCACAACAAACCACAUCCGCGAAUGCAUUGCCUAGCGCAACUGCACGCAAACGCUCCCCAAACGAGACUCGGCACGACGCAGACUGCACUACCGUCUCCUAGUCAUACGGUCCGGCACGCAGCAUCCCACCGGCAGCCGAUCAAUCCCCGACAACCAGCCGAGGCAAAUCCCGACGCGAUCGUGCCAACAUUGUCUGACGAACCGGCAUCUCAAUCCCGAAUACCCCCCUUUAGCCACUACCUUAAUAAUCGCUCAUUACCUCUUCUUUACAGCCGGUCGUACUAUCCUGAACAGCCCGAAUUUGCCGGACACCAGCCAGUGACGCCCUCCGCCCGAAGCCGAUUCGCGCGGCGGCGGGAGAGGCGUAUUGGCGUGCAGGCUGGGCGACGGGGGGCGAAACAGGCUAAAUCGGGGGGUAUUCACCCGGGGCGCGGGUGA
This is a messenger RNA of Penicillium argentinense, 501 nucleotides long. RefSeq lists its product as uncharacterized. Lineage: Eukaryota; Fungi; Ascomycota; Eurotiomycetes; Eurotiales; Aspergillaceae. The transcript has a single exon. The record is from RefSeq and is a predicted model, not a curated record. The coding region runs from base 1 to 501 and encodes 166 amino acids.